AUGGAAGAAUCGGUCCAUCGCAGAGUCAGCUUGGCUGAAAGAGCAAAGAAAGCAUUGGGCGAAUUCCGGCCAGUCAGCGAAAGAGACAAUACUGUUGCAUGGGCGGAUGUGAUUCACGGGCAGCACGUGGUGUCUCGGUACAACUCUCUACAACACGCACGGAAAAGGCCCAAGACUUCGAUCUGUCUGAAAGAGUGGUAUGAAACCGUCAAAUACAGCUCCUUCACACUGCGACUAUGCGAGCGACUCUAUCAAUCCCCGCACCACAGCAUCAACCAAAAGGAGUUCAACAUGCUGAGCGAGCUUCUGUAUCGCAUCUUGUUCCAGCCUGGUGAACAUACGAACCACCUCUGGUCCGUCGUGCAAAGCCGAAUUGCCGUGAACAACGGUACUCAAUUCUACCUCGAGAGAGUCUACCACGCUGGCGCCCCUGUACUCCAGAAGUUCUACACCAAAUACGCCGACAAGGAGGAUGAGUUUGGACCGUAUAUUGCACCACGUUCUGCGCAUACAUUCCUCGCCAAAACCUCCGAUAGGAGCACGUCCUUUGGAGGGACCUCGUGGUACAUUAUUCAUGUGACUUGCACAAAGUCGGACCGGGCCAAACCGUUGGCUUUUGAUGUCAAGGUGGGCAUUACGGAAGAGGCAGCCAACAGCUAUUGGUUGCACCGUCUGCCCGUGGAUCAGAUGCGUGUGAAGUGUAUGACUCCGUAUCGCACAUCAGAUCUCGGAAAGUGUCUAGGCUUUUGA
Sphaerulina musiva SO2202 is the source of this 750-nucleotide messenger RNA. RefSeq lists its product as uncharacterized. The record is from RefSeq and is a predicted model, not a curated record. Bases 1 to 750 code for a protein of 249 amino acids. Lineage: Eukaryota; Fungi; Ascomycota; Dothideomycetes; Mycosphaerellales; Mycosphaerellaceae. The transcript has a single exon.